AUGUUCUCCCGAAACACCAGGGGGCUGCUCCUGGCGCUUUUCGCCUUGGCGGCCGUGUCUUCUGCAGAAGAAGCGACCAAAACCGAUGAUGCACCCACGCCGGCACUGACGCCCUGCGUCGCAACAUCGACCGCAGGGGCCUUUUUCGAUCUGCGCCCCGAUGUGGCCAUCGCUGUCGCGGAGGAUGAAAAGGCGCCGAAGGGGAUACCAACGGAGGACUACAUUGCGCGCGGCUGGGACUAUGGGUAUAACUUUACACUCAACGUGUGCGAGCCGGUAGUGAAGGGGGUGGAAGAUGUGGUGGGGGUCAAGGAGUCGUUAUGGAAAAACAUUAGCGCGUAUUAUGAGACAAAGGGGAAGGUUUACUCCCUAGGGCAAAGCUCGGGAGAGCUCAUGCCCCGCGGGCGCAAAUUAGUCCUGCAGUACACGGGAGGGUCGCCAUGCGGGCCACCUAGCAGCAGUUGGGACAAACGGGAGAUUGUGCGUGAGAAUGCGGGCUAUAAGCCUUACGACACGGAUUUCGACGACGAUGAUGACGACGCAGGUGACGGCGGCAGCAGGAAGGAUGAAGACGGCGAUAAGAAGAAGGACGAAGACGAUGAUAAGAAGAAAGACGAGGACGACAAAGAAGACGAAGACACGGGGAAGGACAGAGAGAAGGACAAGGACCAGGAUGAACGCCGGAAGUCCGCCACCAUUUCUUUCCUCUGCGACCACGACCCAGACACGCCAACGGCCUUCUCCUUCAUCGGCACCGACCCCGACCAAUGCGCCUACUUCUUCGAGGUCCGGUCCCAGCAUGCCUGCGCCGGAGCCGAACCGCACAAGCCCGGCAGCGUGGGACCGGGGAGCGUCUUCGCCAUUAUCUUCUUCAUCACCGUCCUUGUCUACGUCAUGGGCGGCGUCUUUUACCAGCGCACCGUGGCCCACGCCCGCGGGUGGCGGCAACUGCCCAACUACAGUUUGUGGGCGGGGAUAUGGAGUUUCAUCAAGGAUCUCUUUGUCAUCCUCACCGCGUCCUGCGCUCGCUACGUUCCGCGCCGGAGAGGCUACCACUCGCUGUCUGGUUCUCCUUCGGGGAGACACCGCAACCGAGACGACGAAAACCGGCUGAUUGAUCAGCUUGACGAGGAAUGGGAUGAUUGA
This is a messenger RNA of Dichotomopilus funicola, 1146 nucleotides long. Its product is annotated as mannose-6-phosphate receptor binding domain-containing protein. The coding region runs from base 1 to 1146 and encodes 381 amino acids. The record is from RefSeq and is a predicted model, not a curated record. NCBI's taxonomy places the organism in Eukaryota, Fungi, Ascomycota, Sordariomycetes, Sordariales, Chaetomiaceae. The transcript has 4 exons.